Molecule: messenger RNA, 8618 nt
Organism: Monopterus albus (swamp eel)
Lineage: Eukaryota; Metazoa; Chordata; Actinopteri; Synbranchiformes; Synbranchidae
Gene: golga1
Product: golgin A1
Exons: 24
Coding region: 338-2854 (838 amino acids)
Cellular component (GO): Golgi apparatus
Source: RefSeq, a predicted model, not a curated record
AUUACCAACUAGCAGGCACUAGCUUUUUGGACCCACACGGCAUCUGAGAGUUCAUGCCGUUUGUCGCAACCAUAGCUGUUAUUUGAGUGUCAGACGGAGAAAAUACUGUUACUGUGGCCCUGGAAACCUCACAGACCUAUAUUUUUUGAAGUUAAUAUGAUGUAGCUGAUGAAGCAGGAUGGGACUACCAGUACAAACUCCUUUUGAGUGCUACUGCAUAAUGCAGCUCUGUUUGAGCUCUCAGAACACAGAGCCAUAAACUCCAUGCAUCACGUGAAGUCAUUUACUCAACAGAAACUGCAAAUUGCAUUCAAAAACAUAUACUGAAAGGAUAAACAUGUUUGCCAAGUUGAAGAAGAAGAUUGCAGAGGAGGCGGCCACAGCCCCUCGGAGUGGUGUUCGUAUACCACGCACUAUCAGCAAGGAAUCCAUUACCUCAGUGGGGGCAGACUCAGGAGAUGACUUUGCGUCUGAUGGCAGCAGCUCGAGGGAUGACCUGCCCUCCCAGCUCCUCCGAAGGAACGAUCAGAUCCGGAAGCUGGAGGCCAAGCUGUCAGACUACGCUGAGCAGCUACGAAUUAUGCAGAAGACCAAGGAGAAGCUUGAAAUUGCGUUAGAAAAGCAUCAGGAUUCAUCCAUAAAGAAACUUCAGGACCAGAGUGAGUCUUAUCAGGCCAAUAAAGCCAAGAUGGCAGAGGGAAUGACUUUAGCACUGGAAAAGAAGGACCAGGAAUGGAUGGAAAAGAUGGCUAAUAUGGAAAAGGAGAAGGCUGCCCUGUCAGCUCGGCUAGAGGAGAUGAUGGAGCAAAGCUUAGCUCUCUUCCAGAAAAGAGAUGACCUGGAUGAAUUGGAGGGCUUUCAGCAACAGGAGCUUGCUAAAGUUAAACACAUGUUGCUGAAGAAAGAGGAGCAGCUGAGCCAGCGGGAGCGAGACCUCCAUCAGAAAGAGGCUGAACUUAAGUCAGCAAAGCUUGGCCUGUCCGAGACUCGAGGGAAACUCCAGACUCUGGAACAGCAUUAUGAGGAGAGCUGCAGGCUCAGCUCAGAGCUUGAAAUAGAGCGAGAGGAACUGCUGCUGCUCCGAGAGGAGGCAGACAGGAAGAUCAGUGAGCUGGAGGUACAGUGCCAGGACUUGCAGUCAGUCAUCCAGCAGGUUUCUGAAGACUUCCAGAAGUCACAGAGUAUGGUGUCAACUUUACAGAAGUCCCUCAGUGAUUUACAGACUGAACAUGAUACCCUGAAGUUGCAGCAGCAAAAGGCUGCUGUGACGGAGCAGGACAAGGAGCGCUUGUUGAUGGAACUGCAGAAGAAAGUGACCUCCCUGGAGAGACGACUGCAGGGGAACCUGAGCCAGGAUGAGCAUCUACAGGAGCUUCUCCAGGAGAAGUCUAGUGUGGAGCAAACUCUGGAAGAGACCAGAGCAGAGCUGCUGGCUGUUCGGACGAGCCAUGCUGAUACUGUCAGCUCCCUGGAGGCACAGGUAUCCAGAAUGAGCUGCAGUAUUACUGAGCUGCAGACCCUUCUCCGACACAAAGAAGAGUCCUCCAGGGCCUACAGAGAGAGAACAGACACACAAAUAGCUAACCUGGAGCAGCGAGUCCUAGAGGGUAGUGAGAAACUAAAGAGUACAGAGCAGCAGAUGACAGAGAAACAGCAGCACAUAAAUAAACUGCAAGGAGAGUGGAGUGCAGAGAAAGCCUUUCUGGAUCAGCAGGUGUGUUUGUUACAGCAGCAGAGUCAGGAGAAGGCCAGUCGUUUGGAAGAAAGCAUCGCCUCUUUACAGACAGAUAAACAAAUGUUGGAGGACAGGGUGGUUGAAUUGGAGACGGAGAGGAACGACGUGAAGUCCACGGUGAGGCAACAGACAGAAGAGCUGGAGCAAUGCAGGGCGGAACUGAAUAGCCAGCAGAUGGUGUGCGCCGAAAUCACCAAAGCUCUGGAAGAAACCAGACAACAGAAAGAGGAGCUGCAAACACAGGUUGGAGAACUGGCCAGAUCCCUUCAGUCCUCACAGCAGGAAAUGUCCACUGUCACUGAGAAGCUAACACUGAAAGAGAAAGACAUACAGACACUCCAGAAUGAGGUGCAGAGUCGGCAGGCAUCACUAGUCCAGCUGCGGGAGGAGGCUGGGCGACUGCAAGUCCAGCUUCAGCAGGUGGAGAUGGACAAAGACUCCCAGCUGAUCAGCCUCAGGAAGGAGCUACUCAGCCAGACACAGCAGCUAGAUAGCUGCCAGGCACGGAUCUCGUACUUGGAGGUGGAGGUGGAAACCCUGACAGAACAACUUCACAGCCCUGACGUGUGUGAGGAGGAUCAGAAUGGCAGUGUCACGGUGGAUGAUCUGGAUCACAUUCAGAAAGUCAACAGAGAGUUGGAGCAACAGCUCAGCGACAAGAACAGGACCAUCAAGCAGCUGCAGCAGAGACUGGCAGAACUUAAAAGGACACUGCAGAAAGAGCUGAAACUAAAAUCUGAACCAGAAGUUGAAGGGAAGGAGAAGUUACCAGAAAGCCGAGCAGAAAAACAAGAGAAGGUUUGUCAAGACCCACCACCAGCAUCCACCCCGAGCCCCCCGACCUCCAGCACCACUGUGACCAACACCUCAGACCUCAGCGACUCACGAGAAAUCAACUUUGAGUACCUCAAACAUGUCGUUCUCAAGUUUAUGUCAUCCAGAGAAGCUGAGGCGUAUCAGCUAAUACGAGCUGUGUCUGUGCUGCUGAACUUCACUCAUGAGGAAGAGGACAUGCUAAAGCAAACUCUGGAGUAUAAGAUGUCCUGGUUUGGAUCAAAGCCUUCUCCAAAGGGUAUCAUCCGACCUUCAAUCUCAGGCACUUCAACUCAGUGGAGCUGAUGAGCAGCAGAGAUUGCUGAUGUAACAUGAUGGAGAGAAAGGAACCUAAGAACCUCUAGGAGGAAAAGGUCUAUCCUAUGUUGGUCGCACCACUGAGCAGGACUCUAGCUUUAUACAGCCUCCCACAGUUUUCUCUGGCUUUGUGUGGGACGAACUGUUGUUCUGUGGGUGUUUUGUUUUGUCAAAGGUAGAGGCACAUUGGCUUUUGACAAAAUGUUAGAGUAACUGGACAGACACAUUGUUCACACUUGAGUUUAAAGUGUGAAAAGUCUCAUUUUUCUCUCCGUACAUAUGACGCACAUCUGAUGUUGACUACUCAGUGAAAACAGCAAAAGGUGAUUUAGCAUAUUAGAAAAUGAGGCCCAACAUCAAAUAGAUACAACAGGCUUGAAUACUAUACACAUCAGAUGACUGUACAGCAUUUUAUUGCGGGUUAUUAUUUAAUUCUAAAUCACCGAGGGCACCGUAAUAAAGGUGUCACUUUACUGACCUGUAUGGGAUACUGAAACCUAUUUGGCCUGAUUAGUGGUUUCUGUCAAAUGGAUAUAGUUCACGGGACCCACAUAGUCUAAAUCGCAUUUUGUGUAUAUGUGGAGUCCUCUAAACUAAAGGCAGCACAUUUUGGGUUCAGAUUUACAAAGAUCUUUUAAAGUGUUCAUGGCAUGCCCAUCUCCAUCCAUUUAAUGUUUAAUCUUAGGUACCUCUAGAUUAGCUUUGCAUUUGGACCCAUCAUAACUCCAAAUAGUUUGUAAUUAUUUCAGAACGAUAAAACCAAAACGCCUCUUCCUAAAAACGAAAGAACAGUUCAUGAAAACUCCUGUUGCCAAUGUUGUCGCAACUGGACAGCGCAAUGAACCGCAAUGGCAUUAAUUAUUAGGAAUUUCUCCUCCAUAGAUAGGUAAACAACGCUAUAUAUACCGAUGAAAAGAGAUGUGUAACACUCCAAACAAAGUGGGUAAUUGAGAAACCCCAUAUUUUAAUUGGUCAAAAUUUAAAUUCUCCAGCCUUACAAUUCUCUUUAUCGUUACAGUAACAAGGCAAUAACAGCUUACCUUUAAGUUCCACCGAGUAGUGGAAACAUCACUCCCUUUCAAGCAGCUCCAAGGUCGGUAAAUCCAACUGGUGGUUGCCGCGUCUUCCCCCACACGACCACAUACAGUCUCAAAGUAGUGAAAUUAAUUCCAACAGGUAGCGUAGCUCUGACAAUAAUAUCAUGGGUCGUUAAAAUUCUGCUUUUACAAUGGCACCGGUAGAUGUCAGGCAAGCUCGCAUUAACACGCAGCUGCCUGGAUAUAAUGAACAUUCAGGGAAAUCCUUAAACUAUCACAUAAUACUUUAUUUUGUUAGGAGAAAAAGUCUUGCGAGCGAGAGUUUGCAAGACUUUUAUUAACCAAGUUGCUUCUGCAUAGGAGUACUAGAGCAUAUGCACACGUCUAAGUUGAUAAUUCACUGUUGUAACAUUGUAGAUAAGUCAGAAUACAAGGGAAAGCAUGUCAUGGGCUCUUUAACACUCAUACAAAUCUAGCUCGGAUUAUUGUUCAAUGGCAUCACCAAAACCCAGAAUUUUCAUGAGAAAUCACACUACUGACAUUUCAUUACAUUUGACUGUUGAUUCAAGAUCAAGCAUGAUUUUUAACUGGUUUCAGUUUCAAAUCCUCAACAGAGUAGGGAAUGUAUCCUUAGUGAAAUGUAAUUGCUCUCAUUUCUCUUCAUGAAAACAUUUUUGUUUCACAAUCUCUCACUGAAAUCAGGAUUAUAAAAUGGUCUAAACUGCAGCCCAGCUGAUUUACACUGGUCAGCCACAACAUUAAAACCUCUUGCCCAAGUUUGUAUAGGUCCCCCUCCUGCUGCCAAAACAGCCCGUCAAGGCAUGGACCCCACAAGACCACUGAAGGUGUCCUUUGUUAUUGGACUCAAAGAUGUCAGCAGCAGAUCCUUUAAGUUGGGAGGUGGGGCCUCCAUGGGUCAGACUUGUUCUUCUAGCCUAUUUCAGAGAUGCUCAAUCAGAUUGAGGUCUGGGGAAUUUGGAGUCAACCCCUUGAACUGUCUUGUUCCUCAUCCAAACCAUUCCUGAACCAUUUUGGCAGUGUGGCAGGGUGCAUUGUCCGGCUGAAAGUGGCCACUGCCGCAUGGGAAUACCGUUGCCAUGAAGAGAUGUACUUGGUCAGCAAUAGUGUAUAGAUAGGUGAUAUGUGACAAAGUAACAUCGACAUGAAUGGCAGGACCUGAGAUUUCCCAGCAGAACAUUACCGAAAGCCUUGCAUUGUGUGUUCUGACUCCUUUCUAUCAGAACCAAGAUUACGCUUUUCAGCAGUUUGUGCUACAGUAGCUCUUCUGUGGGGUCACACCAUAGACUGGAUAUAUGAUUGACGUAGCAUCACCAUUUCCCGCCAAUAUGCAAAGGUGAAGCUAAAAUAUCAUGAAUACACUGGCUGCCAUCUUGCUUUUUUGCAACCAGAGUCUAUGCCGUAGUGACUAGAAGUAGACUGACACAUCAUACCACCAAUCAAAGCUGUCAAAUCAACUAAAUACACCUUUUUAUAUAAUCAACCAUCCAUCCAUUAUGUAUACCACUUAUUCUUGAAUUAGGGUCAAAUCAAACACUUUCAGAUCAUACACAAAGCAUGUCAAAGUAAAAACACUACUGAGCAUGUGUUACACACUAUAUCAGUAAAUGGAAAACAGUGUUCAGGGCAUGUAGCUGCAGAAAAAAACAAACAUUGUUUAUACAGUAAUAAAGUGAAUGCAUAUGUUUUCCAAAAAAACAAAUCACAACACUAACAGUUUAGGUGUUGUACUGCAUACAGUAAGAACUGAAAGAAAUGCAGCAUUGAAUUUGUGGAUUCAGCACUUGUAAAAUACAGUACUGCAAAUGGACAAAGACAAAAUGUAAAUAAAAAGCACAUUACGGUACACUCUAAGUGUGCAGUAACUGCAAAAUCAAUGUCAACAAGUGAUUCAUGUGGCCUCAGCAUCACGUCUUCGUGCUGGUUCAUCCACACAAGGCAACACUCUCCCUAACCUAGUCUAGUCUUCUUCCUCAUACACCACCUCUUAAACACACACACCGUCCUCUGUCAGAUUGUUUCCAUCCAUUUGUAGUAUCAACCUUCACCCCACCUUGCCUAUGAGCUCAUAUUGCUUCUGUCACAUCAUUAGCAACAAAUGUGAAGUUUUGAGGUGUGUGUGUAGGCUAUGACAGCUGUGUUGUAACUGUUUAACCUGUCACCUGUGAUUACCAUUGUCACAAGUGCAUCCCAGUGCAAAAUGUUAUUUAGUGAGUGAGAAUGUGUGUGUGUGUAGUUUAGCACAAACACUGAAUCAGACCUGAAAACUGUCUAACCAGGUGAAUAUUGUUUAAGGUUUUGCAAAAAGAGUGAUUCCCAACAAUGGGCUUUGCUGUUUAAGCAGUUCAGAAAAGUUGAUGUUGUGGCUGCUCAGGGCACAUUUUUCAGGCAGAAAAAAAAAAAACGAUACUGGUAUAACAUAAACACAUGACAGGCCAUCAUGUCAUAGUGGAAAAAUAAACUUCAUUUCCACUUUGUUAAACUGUGAAACACUAAACUUACCGGACAUGUGCUUGGCAUUUCUUUGCUGCAGUUUCUUGUUACCUGUCAGCAGCCAUAUGCACUGAUAAUCAGUGGUUUCCGAUCGUGUUCAGACAUCAUCACUUUUUGCACAUUGUGUUGCAGGUUUGAUUUUAAAUUGAGGAAAAUGUCAUUUUUGCCUUUCUGUCUAUAGUAAGUAACCCAUAAUGAGUUGUGAAAAUGUUUAGAAAUACUUGCCUUUUUUCCAAAAGUCACAAACUGAAAUCUCUCAUUUAUAAAAGUAUUCGGUCAUUUUGCUGUCACCCAGACUGUGGCCAGGUGCAUCGUGUUUGCUUUAAUCUUCUUGAGACGCGUCUACAACUUGAUUGGAUUACUUGUGGUAAUUUGAAUGGAUUGGACAGAGUUUAGAAAGAUAGAUGCCUAUGUAUGUAAGGUCCCACAAUUUUAACUGCAUGUGAGUAUUUGGAGCUUUAUUUCAGUACUUUGUAGAAGCCCCAUAGCAUCAGUUUCAGCUUUCAGUCUUCUUGAGUAAUCCCCAAUCCCAGUGUCCACACUUAGUCUUUAACUUGGCAGGAAUGAGCCUCAGUGAGGGCUCAGGGCUGUCCCACUGUUAAAUCGUCAAGUACAUGAGGACUUACUUACCUUUAUUUUAUGUUCACUUUCUGUAAGUCGGCAUUUCUGCAGACUUUACCUGAGGGAAUUCUCCACAGUUCAUUGUGUUGUGACAUGAAACACAGGAUUAGCCUACUGUACCGGGGGGGCGGGGCGGCUGGACGCGUAAAAAGGGUAAACAAAUGCAACAAAACUGAGAUAAAAGUAAAGAAGACGAGUAGUAAAUGAACAAUCAUUCUUAUGUUAACUGAUGUUUUUCUAUGUUGCUUUUGACAAAAGCAUCUGCUAAAUACUGUAACUUAAACAUAUUUUACACACCUAUUUCAUUAACUAUUUUCUUUUUUGCCUGAUGUCAUUUUGAUAAAAGCAUAUUUAACUGAUUAGGUAAUUGACAACUGCCCCUCAUCCACUUGUAAGGCAAGAGCCUGGAUCAUGUUCAAAUCAGCCAGUCGGUCCCUGAAGUGUCUUGGCCAUAAGGAAAGUUAAAAACAUAAAAUAAAAAGCUCUAAACCCACAAUAGUUAGAACCAUGGCAUAAUUUUGGCAUUGUCAUAGUGAUGUGAUAGCCUGUCCCAUUCCUAUUUCCUGUCCUGAAGCCACUCCACUGUUGUCUUGGCUGUUUGCUUCAGGUCGUUGUCUGAAAGGUGAACCAUUGCCCCAGUGUCAGCUCUCUGCACUCUGAAGCAGGUUUUAUUCCAGAACUUAUCUGUAUUUGACUGCAUUCAUCCUUCCCUCACUUCAGUUCUGACCAGUCUCCCUGUCCCUGCUGCUGAAAAGCCCCCGAUCCCCACAGCAUGAUGCUUCCUCCACCAUGCUUCACUGUAGGGAUGGUGUUAGCCAAGUGAUGAGCAGUGAAUGGUUCACAGGCAUGAUGCAUCUGACCAUACUUUGGAGUGACACAGCAGGGCAAUGAAUGUGUCUGAAAAUGAGAGAGUUCAUUUAUGGGGUACUGAGUGUUGAUUCCUGGGCAAAUGUUAUUAAUUAAAAAUUAAAUAUACAACGCAAAGUGUGCAAAAUAUAGGCUAGUAAUUUCUAAUGGUAUGUCUAUAUUGCAAUACCAAUUUGUGAUAAACCAAAACUAGCUGAGGUUUAGUCAGAACUGAAGGUUUAUAGCUAAUGCAUAUCAAACCGAAACUGUUAGGCCAUUGGACUGCUUUUACUUCGAGCUGAGCCUCCCAGGAGACCUUGCACUCAGAUCUUUUCUAUGUCCCCUGUAUCGGCACACCACAGUCUAACCCUGGCCCUAACUUAAACCACCUGUAAGCUUGAUGUGGGGUCGGGUUGUACAGUUCUGUUGCUUGAAAGUAGUUCAGGGUUCCAUACUUUCUUUCACGUCUGAUACAGUCUGUGUAAAUCAAGGUCCUUUUUAAACCAGUAUGAAUGACUAAAGUGCCCAUGUCAUGCUCAUUUUGCUCAUUUCCAGCCAUUUAAUGUUUAAUCUUGGGUACCUCUAGAUUAUCUUGGCACCCCUCAUAACUCCAAAUAGUCUAAUUAUUUCAAAAUGAUAAAACCAGAGACCCUCUUUCUAAAAACAAGAGAGUUCGUGAAUGUGCACAACUCCUGCUGCCAGUGUUGUGUUGCAAGUGAACAGCACAACGAACCGCA